AUGUUAGAAUCCGCAGAAUUCGUGGACAUUACUAAAUGCGAACCGAGAGACGAGACUAAGACCAAGACCAAGACCAAAACCGCGACUGAGGCCGAGACCGAGACCGAGACCGAGACCGAGACCGAGACCGAGACCAAAACCGAGACCGAGACCGAGACCGAGACCGAGACCGAAAUCAAAACGAGACAGAGACGCGACCGAGAAACAAGGUUAAAUUUCAUGUUUUCACGAUGUGCGUGUGUGGGAGUUGGGAUUGAUGAGGGUCACCCCCUCACUCCCCUAACCUCCGAUUCCUUGCAGCGUCUGCGCGUGGGGCAGGGUUUUUCUAGUCGAGGUGUGUGA
Molecule: messenger RNA, 342 nt
Organism: Sphaeroforma arctica JP610
Lineage: Eukaryota; Ichthyosporea; Ichthyophonida
Exons: 3
Coding region: 1-342 (113 amino acids)
Source: RefSeq, a predicted model, not a curated record